GUGCGAAGGCACUUCCAGUUAGCUUUUUGCCUUUAGGGAAUCGAUGCGAAUUCCUCGAAAAGCUGGAGGGAAACAACAAAGCAUCACCAGGAAGCAGCAGCACUGCCCUUUAACUCGAGCCAUUAGCCUCAUUACUCCAGAAGGGCUCCUGACUGAUGUGAAAGGCUGAAGGAAAGCAUGUCUGUCAAGUCGCUGUGCGUUUUUUCCGCCGUCCUCGUGUUGUGUUGUGUGGGCUGUGAAGCGAACCAGAAAGCGUCACGAGGAGUCACAGUACCUUUCGUGUUUGAUCCGCGAGCGGUGUGCGAGCCUCGGUGCCAGCAUAUGGGGCUCUGCAUCCGCAACAACACCUGCUUUUGUUCCAAAGGCUACAUGGGCGAAUUUUGCCAGUACGCUACCUGCUACCCGAAGUGCAAAAAUGGUGGUGAAUGUCUGAGACCAGGAAAAUGUAGAUGCCUUCCUGGAUUUGGAGGAAGAUAUUGCCACAAAGUAACUUGUGAAGGAGGUUGUCUAAAUGGUGGGGAAUGCAUCUCUGUUAAUGGUGUUGUGAAGUGCCUUUGUCCCUCAGGCUGGAUGGGGUCACGAUGUCAUGAAGCAAUCUGUCCUCAGAGGUGUCAGAAUGGUGGUGUCUGUGUAGCUCCAGGAAUUUGCAGCUGUACUGAUGGAUGGCUUGGAGGAGCAUGCCACACAGCAUAUUGCAAGCAGCUUUGUCUUCAUGGAGGAAAGUGCAUUGCUCCAAAUGUCUGCAGAUGCAGAGAACCCUUCUUUGGACCACAGUGUAAAAAUAAAAGAAAACCAUGAGGACAGUCAAACAGCUUUAAAACAUCAUUUAACAAAAUCAAUAUAUUUUAAGCAGCAAACUUGGUUUUCAGUUUAGAAUAGCUGUUACAGUAUUUAUAAUGAUAGCAUUCUGAGGUCUGUUUGAUAAUUCAUGCAAUACUUUAAGGAUGGAUUAAAAUAACAUAUUCUUAUUCCUUAAUAGCUAUGAUAGAAUUUUGUACUUAUUGUAUAGGUUUUACAUGACUUCUAAACAUAUUAACUCAAUUGUUACAUUAAAAAAUAAAAUAAAAAGUCAAUAACUAUAUCCUUGUUUUUUUAGUGACAUGAUGUGUAUAGCGGUCAAAGAAUAACCUGAAAGUGGUACGUUAAGAAUUACCAAAAAUAAAAACUUACACUUGUCAUGAUAUGCAAUAAAAAAUAGCAUGACUCCACAUAAUCAUUCCUUGUAGAUCCUUGUAGGUCACAAGUGUGUUUCUUAGUACUGGAUUCACAGUGAUGCUAUGACAUAAAUAUUUCUCUGGAAAUGAAAAUAUGGUUUAUAUAAUGCCUUAUUACUUGUACACCUCCAAAAGUAUCACCAAACCUGUUAUUGCUGUAUACAUAUCUGUUCAUUAAGCCUAUAACCCCUUUUCCCCAUACAGUUAUUAGAAAACUGCUGCUCAAGAUAAAAUUGCUCAGGCAUCAGUAACAUGCAUAAAAAAUGCUGUCUCCCAUAGGAAAACAUUGUCAGUGCAGUUUCUAGGUGCAUGCUAACAAUGAUUCGCUUGUGUUGAGAGAUUUCUCCCUUCUUUGAAUUGGUGUGACCUUGGAGCUGGUACACACAAACAUGCAAAUAUAUAAUUUUAGGAGUGCAGGG
This is a messenger RNA of Protopterus annectens (West African lungfish), 1633 nucleotides long. RefSeq names its product von Willebrand factor D and EGF domain-containing protein-like. The coding region runs from base 178 to 798 and encodes 206 amino acids. The transcript is spliced from 5 exons. NCBI's taxonomy places the organism in Eukaryota, Metazoa, Chordata, Ceratodontiformes, Protopteridae. Gene Ontology annotation, molecular function: signaling receptor binding. Gene Ontology annotation, biological process: anatomical structure development. Gene Ontology annotation, cellular component: extracellular region; cell surface. The record is from RefSeq and is a predicted model, not a curated record.